This is a messenger RNA of Helianthus annuus (common sunflower), 814 nucleotides long. Its product is annotated as kaempferol 3-O-beta-D-galactosyltransferase. Gene Ontology annotation, molecular function: UDP-glycosyltransferase activity. The transcript has a single exon. NCBI's taxonomy places the organism in Eukaryota, Viridiplantae, Streptophyta, Magnoliopsida, Asterales, Asteraceae. The record is from RefSeq and is a predicted model, not a curated record. The annotation marks the transcript as partial.
AUUAAAGACCUCUCUUCAAUGUACAACAACUUCCUCAACAUUGGUCCAUUUAAUCUUGUAUCCUCACCAUCUGAUGAGUUUUCUUGCAUUACUUGGUUAGAUAAUCAAAAGCCAGGAUCAGUUGCAUACAUUUCUUUUGGCACAAAGUUUUCUCCUCCGCCCCAUGAGCUAGUUGCGUUGGCUGAAGCACUCGAAGCGACCAAAACCCCAUUUCUUUGGUCGAUAAACAAGGAUUCACAGAGGCAUUUACCAUUAGAGUUCUUAGAGAAAACAACCACAAAUGGAUUGGGAAAAAUUGUACCCUGGGCGCCACAAGUACAAGUUUUGGAACAUAUUGCAAUAGGGGUGUUUGUAACACAUAGCGGAUGGAACUCAGUGUUGGAGAGUAUAGGAGCUGGGGUUCCAAUGAUAUGUAGGCCGUUUAUAGGGGACCAACCGAUAAAUACUUGGAUGGUUGAGAGAGUUUGGGGGAUUGGGGUGCGAAUCGAAGGUGGGAAUUUUACGAAACUUGGAACUUGUCGUGCUUUAGAGCAAGUUUAAUCAGCCGAUGCAUCAUCUAAAGGGCGGAAAGAAAGAAUUAGAGCACUGAAAGAUCUUGCUCAUGAGGUUCUUGGACCAAACGGGAGUUCUAUUCAAAAUUUCAAGACUUUGGUGGGUGUGGUCACCGGUGCCACCCUCUAAACGGGUUUGGCUAAACGUACCCCGCCCAAUAUACUUUUAUCGUACUCCAUCCUGCAAAUUUAAUAAAUCACAUCAAGGAUGUUCUCACCGGUGCUACCCUCUUAUCUAUUUUUGCUGGUGAUCGGUUAAAUGA